Messenger RNA from Corticium candelabrum, 943 nucleotides. RefSeq lists its product as uncharacterized. The transcript has 4 exons. Bases 38 to 706 code for a protein of 222 amino acids. The record is from RefSeq and is a predicted model, not a curated record. Lineage: Eukaryota; Metazoa; Porifera; Homoscleromorpha; Homosclerophorida; Plakinidae. Gene Ontology annotation, cellular component: intracellular anatomical structure.
UUCAUGCGCAGUGGGGCAUUAGCAUAAUCAUCAGACAAUGACUGCAAUACGAUUUCUUCUGUUUCUGUUACUUGCCAGUAGUUUGUUCCUAGAAGAGACUCUUUCUAGACCAGGGAGAAAGAAAGGCAAACCAUCCAAGAACAAAGAUAAGUGCAAGGGAAAGAUAUGCCCCAAAUCAAAGAAAUGCUCUGUUGAAUACACCUCCGAACAGAUACAAAACCAGUUGGCUUUGUCUCCGCAAGCUGGAAACCAGGGAGGCUAUCUUGUUCAGACCUAUCGCAGCACAGAAGAGGUAAUUACAGAAAUAGGCAACAGGACUGCCGGAACACACAUCUACUAUCUGAUCGACGAGAGUUCUCCAUCCGAUCUGUACCACCUCUUGUUGUCCGACGAAGUGUGGCACUUCUACAUGGGAGAUCCCGUCAAAAUUCUCGAAUUGAACAACAACGUGUCUGGUCAUAUUGUUGAGACCGUAUUGGGAGACGAUAUCAUUGCUGGUCAGAAUAUUACUCACGUAGUGGAGAGGAACACAUGGUUUGCAGCGAGUCGUGUCGACGGUGGCCCGUGUGGAUGGAGUCUGGUUGGAACGACCGUCAGCCCUGGCUUCGAGUUUGAAGACUUCCAAGCGGGUAAUAGAACGGAGUUGCUGUCGCUGUUUCCUGAGGCAGAACUGAGUAUCAUUAGCCUGACCCUGAACGAUGAAUAAAUUCGGUUGCACUUUAGGUGGCACGCAUGACUUGGUCUAGACGAUUUGCUUUUGCUUGAAUGUUUUGCACCUUCCAGAAGAGCAUGCACUGAUGAAGGACAUCGUCAAGUUUUGAGUAGUUGCAUAAAUGAUUCUGCUGUGCAACUUAUAGAAAGUCAUAAAACAUUGUUGUAACACUUCUAGCAAAUAUUGCAUUUGGGUUGUUAAAUUGAUCAGCACAAUAACCACAUGAUCUCA